GAGCAUGCGUUGAAUGUCCACAAACGGCGACCUGCACAUUUUGCCAGAUACAUUCUUCACGAAAAAUAACAACCCGUUGGAAACUUGCUCGAACAUCGAGGUCUACAGAGAAGCCAGUGAUGUCGUGUUUCAGUGGAAAUCCCAACUUUUGUCCUGAGUGUGGGAACGUACUGCCUCUACCUGGGCUGCAGGACUCAGUCACCUGUCCUCGCUGUGCUUUUAGCUUGCCUGUCCGCGAAUUUUCAGGUCAAGAGAUCAGGUCUUCAGUCGUCUUUAAUCCUCUAGAAGUGUCCUCUGUUGCUGUGGAGGAGGAGGACUCAGAACUCAAGGGGGCUGUGAUUGACAGGCGCUGCUCUCGCUGCAAUAAAGAGGGGAUGGUUUAUCACACCAGACAAAUGAGAUCUGCAGAUGAAGGACAGACAGUCUUCUUCACCUGUAUACACUGCAGAUAUCAGGAGAAAGAGGAUUCCUGAGAAGAGAUCGAGAUGUUUCCCCAUUUCCCCUGGACCUCCAUCAGUAUUCUUCUCAAAUCAAAUCAAUUUUUAUUGGUCACAUACACGUGUUUAGCAGAUGUUAUAGCAGGUGUAGCGAAAUGCU
This is a messenger RNA of Coregonus clupeaformis (lake whitefish), 597 nucleotides long. RefSeq names its product RNA polymerase I subunit H (gene polr1h). The record is from RefSeq and is a predicted model, not a curated record. Gene Ontology annotation, biological process: DNA-templated transcription; termination of RNA polymerase I transcription. Gene Ontology annotation, cellular component: RNA polymerase I complex. The transcript is spliced from 5 exons. Gene Ontology annotation, molecular function: DNA-directed RNA polymerase activity; nucleic acid binding; zinc ion binding. Bases 120 to 473 code for a protein of 117 amino acids. Lineage: Eukaryota; Metazoa; Chordata; Actinopteri; Salmoniformes; Salmonidae.